Messenger RNA from Triticum urartu, 1119 nucleotides. Its product is annotated as auxin-responsive protein IAA31. Lineage: Eukaryota; Viridiplantae; Streptophyta; Magnoliopsida; Poales; Poaceae. Gene Ontology annotation, biological process: regulation of DNA-templated transcription. The record is from RefSeq and is a predicted model, not a curated record. Gene Ontology annotation, cellular component: nucleus.
UCUAUAAAACAUUUCCAUGGACCAUGGCGAACCUCCACAGCUCACAAACCCUCACCACUCACCUACAGCCAGCUGAGAAGAACGACUUGCUAGUUGCAACCACCUCUAGCCGGCGACAGGAACUGAUGGCGGCGGCCAUGAGCUACGUGCAUGCCGACGUGGAGAACCUCAAGGCGACGGAGCUGAGGCUCGGCCUGCCGGGCGUCGAGGAGAGCGACAAGAUGCCGUCGCCGCCGUCCACUCCCAGGGCCGGCACCAAGCGCGCGCUCGCCGGGGAGCACCGCGAGGAGGAGCCCAAGGCCGCGCCCCCGGCCGCCAAGGCGCAGGUGGUUGGGUGGCCGCCGGUGAGGUCCUACAGGAAGAGCUGCUUCCAGCAGGCGAGCAGCAAGACCAAGGAGGCCGCGCCGGCACCUGUGGUGGUGAAGCAGGAGGAGGCUGCCGUUGCCGCGGCGCCGCUCGCCGCCGCAGCCGCGGGUGGAUCACUGUACGUGAAGGUGAGCAUGGACGGAGCACCCUACCUGAGGAAGAUCGACCUCAAGAUGUACAAGGGCUACCGCGAGCUCAGGGAGGCCCUGGAGGCCAUGUUCCUUGGCUUCUCCGGCGACGCAGGCAGCGUGAACCCGUCCGACUUCGCCGUGACCUACGAGGACAAGGACGGCGACCUCAUGCUCGUCGGCGACGUGCCCUUCGGGAUGUUCAUGAGCACUUGCAAGAGGAUGAGGAUCAUGAAGGGAUCCGAAGCGAGAGGCCUAGGAUCAUCAAAGGAGUGAAACGGAAUCCAUCUACGGAGAACACGCAACAUGCCAUGGGUGCAUGUGUGCAACAUGGAGGAAUUCUUUUGUUCUUUUGGGCAUGUUGUCGACUCAUCUACCACAGUGCUACUCUUCAAGGCAAAGACGCAAGCUGAUUCGAGUGGAGUUUUAUUUUGUUUUUGUUUUUAAAAAAUAGGUGUUAGCAACACAAAAGGAGUGGAGAUCCGUUCGAGUUGAAUCGGAUCUCCAUGUGUGUUUGUACAAAGAAAACAGCUUUCUUUCCGUGUUAAGCUAUGUCAAUGGUUGGUUGAUGUCUCCCUUGAGUUUGGUUAUAUCAAAGGUUGCAAGAAAAUUUCAUUCGGUGGCA